UCCCUACACCGGAAGUAGAAUUAUCAGCUGAUCCCCCGCUCGGCUGUUGUUGAUGCCUGAAGUUGCUGCGGCUCGGACCCUGUGUCGCUCGGCUCCGCUGCGGGACAUCGAGGACUGUGAGACGGGGGGACACGCUGGACAUUUUCACACCGGCGAACGAGUGUCGGAGAGCGGAGGCGGCGCCGUCGUGAGGACCCUUGAGUUCGCGGCGGGUGGCAGCUAGCACCCGGGGCUGGAAGCGGUCGGAAAGCAGCGGCUGGACGUGGUUUCUCUUUGUUUGUGCGGUGCCGGGUCUGAAGCGCAAUACCCCCCCACCCCCCACCCCCCCCGUUUUCUGUUCAAGACUCUCCUCUUAUCUGUGUUUGCACUUGGUUAGCAUCCGGCUAAAAGGGGAGCAGCUAGCCCGUGAGCUAACGUUACCACGUAGCGGUGUUGUGUUGCCUUUCGUAGCCGUGUGACAGUGACAGAUCAGGACCCGGGGAGCAGGCUGGUGUUCAGGGGGGGGGUGGGGGGGAUAGAUCUGUGCCCCUGGGUGUGUGUGUAUCACUGGGUCAGGUUGGAGGACACGUAGGACUGUCAAUCAACAAGCUGGUGUUGACUUGUCACUUUGAAACCCAGAUUGUUUUUGUUCUCAACCCUUUUGUGUGACUGUGGUUUUUGAAACAACUCCAAACAAGCUGCAGGUUCAGUGACAGCUGGCUGGCUCCCCCCCCACCCCCUGGUUGCGUCAGUUGUUUACGUGCAAGCUGUCAGUCACUGUUGAGUAACCUGUUACUUUUGAUUUACUAGUUUCUGGAAUUGAAAUCCGAUGCUGUAACUCACAGGUUGAGUCUUUAGAGAAGUGAGUAGAGUCGAGUUAUGAAUUGAAGCAGCCACCUUGUUAUAAGUGUGAGACAGUAGUGUGACCGGAGAGAGGGAGGGAGAGAGAGAGAGGGAGGGAGGGAGGGUCCCUUAGGGUCCCAGUGUGUCUUGAGGUGAGCUGCCCCCCCACCCACUACUUGCCAAUGCUGGAUCUGGAGGUGGUGCCUGAGAGAUCACUAGGAAAUGAGCAAUGGGAAUUCGCCUUAGGGAUGCCAUUGGGCCAGGCCAUCUCUAUUCUACAGAAGCACUGCCGCAUCGUCAAAAACGUCCAGGUGCUAUACAGUGAGCAGACACCACUCAGCCAUGACCUUAUACUGAACUUGACUCAGGACGGGAUUAAACUGCUGUUUGAUGCCACAAACCAGAGACUCAAGGUGAUCGAAGUGUACGACCUGAGCAAAGUCAAGUUGAAAUACUGUGGAGUCCAUUUCAACUCUCAGGCCAUUGCCCCUACAAUAGAGCAAAUAGACCAGUCGUUCGGAGCCACGCACCCCGGAGUUUACAAUGCCGCAGAGCAAUUGUUCCAUCUCAACUUUCGAGGACUGUCCUUCUCCUUCCAGCUGGACUCUUGGAAUGAAGCUCCGAAAUACGAGCCUAACUUUGCCCUGGGUUUGGCCUCCCUGCAGAUUCCACACGGGGCCAUGGUCAAGAGGAUGCACAUCUACACUGGCAACAACCUGCAGGAAACAAGAGCUCCUGCGAUGCCGGUGGCUUGUUUCCUUGGCAACAUCUAUGCAGAGUGUGUGGAUGUCCUGAGAGACCGGGCAGGAGCUCUGGGGCUCAAACUCCACCUUCUCACUGCAGGUUGUGGUCCAGGUGUGAUGGCGGAUGCUAAAGUGAGGUCUCUAGAGAGGAGCAUCUACUUUGGAGAUUCCUGUCAGGAUGUACUCGGUGCUCUGGGCUCACCUCAUAAAGUUUUUUACAAGUCUGAGGACAAGAUGAAGAUUCACUCUCCAUCGCCUCACAAGCAGGUUCCUUCUAAAUGUAACGACUACUUCUUCAACUACUUCACCCUUGGAGUGGAUAUCCUGUUUGACUCAACAACUCACCUGGUGAAGAAGUUUGUCCUGCAUACCAACUUCCCAGGACAUUACAACUUCAACAUAUAUCAUCGAUGUGACUUUAAGAUUCCACUAGUCAUCAAAAAAGAAGGAUCUGAUUCUCAGACGGAGGACUGCAUCUUAACCACCUACAACAAGUGGGAUCAGAUUCAGGAGCUGCUGGGUCACCCGAUGGAGAAACCUGUCGUGCUCCACAGGUCCUCCUCAGCCAAUAACACCAACCCCUUCGGCUCCACGUUCUGCUUUGGACUGCAGAGGAUGAUCUUUGAGGUGAUGCAGAAUAACCACAUAGCAUCAGUGACCCUCUACGGUGCUCCGCGGACCACCGGUCAAGCCCGACCCGAGUCCAGUAGUAGUUCCCACUGAACAAGCAACCAGAACCACAUCCCAUUCUGGCCUGUCCUGAAUCUAGUACCUCUACUGACUGAACCUCUAACACGGAGCCAGAUUCUUAACCAAGCAGACCUGACCCAGGACAACAAAGCUAUUCUUGCUCAGCUCAGACGAUGAACACUGAGUGGAAACACAACAAGAACCCAAGGAACAACCAAAUCCGACCUGACGUUAAUCAGCUUCUCAAGAGUGGGUACUAAGAUUUAUUCUUCCAAUCAGACACAUCCAGCAUAUCCCAUGACAUCCAGGAUCUACGUACAUUAUCGCAGUGCUGGAGCAUUCAUGCUUUGAAAUGAAACCAGUGAAAUAAUUCCCUAGUUGUGUGGAAAUAUCACUGUGGUGCUGCAAACUGACAAAGUGAAGAAAUCUGCAUUGUGGUAGAGCUCAGCUGUUUCCUGUCUCCAUCCUGUGACUGCAUCCGCCCAGGAACACAGACGACCACAGACUGUAGUUUGGAACAGCAAGGUUCCACCAGUGAGAAGAACCACGACCGUAAACCUCCACAAGGGUGUGGUGGUGAGACUGCGAGCGUUUGAAUUCAUCUGCUGCACAUUUUAAAGAUAACAGCUGUGAGGUCAACACGGCCGCCACUGAAAACUGCUGUGGCCAAAGUCUUGAAGCGAACUUUGGCUCGACCCACUGACUCCACGUCAUCCGACCACACUGCCAGCCCGAACCGUACCGCCUGUCUUCCUGCCUCAACUGCAUAAUCAGACCUGACUGGAUCGGUCGAAACCCCCGGACACGUCCGAACCACGAGAACCAAACCAGCCCAACCCGACCAAGAGACCAUCAGAGCCAAACACACACUGCAGAGGACUGAAACCAAAACACAGAAACACACACACAAGAACCCAAGAUUCUGUUGAGGAACCAAACACACUCAGGGUGUGGACAGAGACGUGGCCCAGGACGUGACCCCCUCCAUGGACGAGCCAAUCAAACCAGACGAUCCAAACGUCACCUCCUGAUUAUUGUCUCCCUCUUCAUCUUCUAACCCGUCCUUCAACUUUGUUCAGUGGUGCCCUCAAAGACACACAACACACACAACACACAAACAUCAGCGAACACUGUUAAUCCAAAGCUGUUGCAUGCAGCUCUGGACAUUAGCGCCUCACACUCACAAGUGAAUAUUUGCAUGUGCUCGGCCGCCGAUCGACGUUUCAGGACAUAAAUUCUAAGCACAGUUACACAGCGGCAGCGAUCUGCUCACUGCUGUGUCCUUUCUAAUAUUUAAAACCUGGCUCAUCUUUUUCUGGCCUUCGCAGCGUUAACACAAAACACGGGAACACGCAGGCAUGACACGAGGUUUGCAUGAACCUGGCCGAUGCUUUUGAAUGGGAAGAGACUCGUAACAAGAUCAAACCGGCAGCCAGCUGUGCUGAUUUGAUCCUGCAUGUUGUGAAGAGGCGUAGACUUGGCACGCUGUUUUUUUUUUUUUUAUUUCCCUCUGUCCCUCUUUCCCACCUACGACCAUUUCCAUGAUGAUCAGUGUUGUUAAAAUCAAAUCCAUUUUGUACAUUUGCACUAAUACACACCUUCGUACUUGACCGGUCGAUUGUGCCCGAUACUCAGAGGUGAAGUCGUGGAAACAUUUGGAGAUAGAGGUGUGUGUGUGUGUGUGUGUGUGUGUGUGUGUGUGUGUGUGUGUGUGUGUGUGUGUGUGUGUGUGUGUGUGUGUGUGUGUGUGUGUGUGUGUGUGUGUGUGUGUGUGUGUGUGUGUGU
Messenger RNA from Hippoglossus stenolepis (Pacific halibut), 4040 nucleotides. It is a transcript of the gene phaf1, whose product is annotated as phagosome assembly factor 1. NCBI's taxonomy places the organism in Eukaryota, Metazoa, Chordata, Actinopteri, Pleuronectiformes, Pleuronectidae. The coding region runs from base 1005 to 2288 and encodes 427 amino acids. Gene Ontology annotation, cellular component: synaptic vesicle membrane; dendrite; trans-Golgi network. Gene Ontology annotation, biological process: Golgi to plasma membrane protein transport. The record is from RefSeq and is a predicted model, not a curated record. The transcript has 16 exons.